This is a messenger RNA of Anopheles gambiae (African malaria mosquito), 2295 nucleotides long. It is a transcript of the gene FipoQ, whose product is annotated as F-box/LRR-repeat protein 7. Gene Ontology annotation, biological process: SCF-dependent proteasomal ubiquitin-dependent protein catabolic process; positive regulation of protein ubiquitination. The record is from RefSeq and is a predicted model, not a curated record. NCBI's taxonomy places the organism in Eukaryota, Metazoa, Arthropoda, Insecta, Diptera, Culicidae. The transcript is spliced from 4 exons. Gene Ontology annotation, molecular function: protein binding. Gene Ontology annotation, cellular component: SCF ubiquitin ligase complex. Bases 565 to 2109 code for a protein of 514 amino acids.
GCAUACUACCGGCCAUGUAGUCAACCUGGACCGCAUGUUCUUUACUAACGCACACAAACACACACCGAGACACGCUCGAUCGCCUGUUUUCGAACCGAUCCGGACCGCGUACCACAUGGGGACAUUGGUUCAAGCUGACGGCGCAUGAGCAUCUGUCUACCCAAACACUGGGAUUUCGCCGUAAGCGCGUCACAUUGUUUAAAUUUAGCAUGAUACACACACAUUCACGCACGCAGUGGCCAGUCAACAUUUUGGGAGAGCAUCUAAGGAAUGCCUCUGAAUUUUCCCGCUUAUUAAAACACAUCUUAGCAUAUAAAACUGACCUCUCUCUCUCUCACACACUCUCUGUUGCUCUCUUUGUGUGUCGCUAACAACAACGGGAAGAGCUUCAGCUACGCACACUACGAUCGGACCGCAUUUCCACGUUACGAAUGUCAAAAUUUUCACUCCCUUUCGGAAAAUUCGGACGUUUGGCUCGCGUAGCUGCUGUGCAAAAACAAGGGGCCUUUUGUUGUGUGAAGAGGAAAAUCCUUUUUAAAAAAAAACACCCCCUAUUAAUUAACGAUGGAUCUUUCGAGCGAUGUGUGGAAUCAAGUGGCACUGGAAGCAUCCCAGCUGUACUUCACCGAAGAUGGCAAAAGCCCGUUCGCUAAUACGUCCAUCGAAAAACUUCCGGAUAAGGUAAUCCUGCACAUCUUUUCCUACCUGAGCCAUUUGGAGAUAUGUCGCAUGGCGACGGUGUGCCGCCGCUGGCGAACCAUCGCCUACAACACGCAGCUGUGGAAGAAUGUGUCGCUGCGGCCGGAAGUGUCGGGACUGCACGUGGGAUCGCUCGAGUCGCUGCUGCAGCUCAUCUCGGUGCGGUUCGGACCGUCGCUGCGCUACAUCGAGCUGCCGAUCGAGCUGAUCACGCACACCGUGCUGCACGAGCUGUCCUCCAAGUGUCCGAAUCUGACGCACAUGCUGCUCGACUUCUCGACGGCUAUGCAGCUGCACGACUUUAGCGAAAUGCAAGCCUUCCCGGCCAAGCUGCGGUACAUGUGCAUCUGCCUGUCGGAGGUGAUCUUCAUGGAGGGCUUCAUGCGCAAGAUCUACAACUUCAUCAACGGGCUGGAGGUGCUGCACCUGAUCGGCACGUACGAGAAGUGCGAGGAGGAGGAGGAAGAAAUCUACGAGGUGAUCAACGUGCACAAGCUCAAGUCGGCCACGCCGAACCUGCGCGUGAUCAACCUGUACGGCAUCAACUUCAUCGACGAUUCGCACAUCGACGCGUUCAGCUCGAACUGCAUCCAGCUGGAGUGUCUGGCGGUGAACUACUGCAACAAGGUGACCGGCUCGACGCUGAAGGCGCUGCUCGCCCGCUCGAAGCAGCUCAAGUGUCUGCUGAUGAACGGUACCAGCCUGAAGUCGGAGUACGUGAUGCAGGCGGAAUGGGACAAGUGCUCGGUGCAGGAGCUGGACAUUUCCGGCACCGACCUGUCGACCGAGUGUCUGAUCGAUCUGCUGACGCGCAUCCCGACGCUGCGCUUCCUGAGCGCGGGCCAGAUCAAUGGCUUUAACGAUUCCGUGCUGAAGGCGUGGAUGGAGGGCGGCAACCCGAAGUCGCUGAUCGCGCUGGACCUCGACUCGUCGGACAACAUCUCGGACGAGGCGCUGGCCCGGUUCAUUACCCGGUACGGGGCGCAGCUGCAGGCGUGCGUGCUUUCCGGCAUGACGCACAUCACCGACCAGCUGUGGAUGUCGAUCAUGCCGAUACUGACCAACAUCCGCAUCAUCGUGAUGGGCACGACCGAGCGGCUGGGCGGCAACAUACACGUCGACCAGCUGAUGGAUACGAUCGGCUCGCACUGCACCAAGCUGGAGCGGUUGGAGCUUCGCUGGGAUCCGGAGAACUUGCGCUUCUCCGACAAGAGCCAGAAGGCGAUCGAUUUGCUGCGCGUCAAGUGCUUGAAGCUGCGCUGUCUGGUGCUGAGCGAUGGUCGCUAUUAUGAAACGGUGAAGGCAAACUUUGAGCGUGCCGAUCGUACGACUGUGGUCCGUACCACCACCAGCUGCCGUGUGUCGGCGUACCAUGUGCUGAGCAACUACAACGACUUGGUUUUCAACUGAACGAGCAGAACGGUACUGUCGGCUUCACCGUACCGAUUGUCCAUCAAAGGGUGUGUGGUUUGUUACUAAUCGUUACUAAUUUUGAGACGCAGCUUGUUCGUUCGAAAGAGAAGAACUUUCGUGUUUUUUUAUUGUAAACUAUGUGAAAAAAUUCUGUUUUGAAAUAAACGUUGAUAUUUAUCUUUA